Messenger RNA from Grus americana (Whooping crane), 2599 nucleotides. RefSeq names its product solute carrier family 39 member 4 (gene SLC39A4). The record is from RefSeq and is a predicted model, not a curated record. Gene Ontology annotation, cellular component: membrane. Gene Ontology annotation, biological process: intracellular zinc ion homeostasis; zinc ion import across plasma membrane. Bases 1 to 1971 code for a protein of 656 amino acids. NCBI's taxonomy places the organism in Eukaryota, Metazoa, Chordata, Aves, Gruiformes, Gruidae. The transcript is spliced from 13 exons. Gene Ontology annotation, molecular function: zinc ion transmembrane transporter activity.
AUGACCCCGCUGCUGCUCCUGCUGCUCCUGGGUCUGGGGGCGACCGGCCGGGACCCCCCCGGCGCCGCUGAGCCGGUGUCGGCGCUCGAGGCCCUGCUGUCGUCGGGAAGCGGCUCCCUGCCCCGCGGCGCGGUGGAGUCCCUCGUGGGCAUCGCCGCCGGCCGUGCGCAGUGCCGCGCCGGGCCGUGUGGAAAGUGCCUCUCGGCGGACGCCGUCCUGGCGCUGGCGGGGAAGUCGGGUGCCGCAGCCCAGCUGGAGGCCGCCGAGGUGCCGUGGUUGGGCGCCGCCAUCCUGGUCACCCUGCGGGACCCCCCCGGCGCCUGCCGCGACGCCGACGCCGACACGGGGCCCUGGGCCGCGCGCGUCCGGGCGCUGCACCGCGCCUUCACCGGUAACGGCACCGGUAACGGCACCGGCAGCGGCCCUGGGCUGCGGGAGGUGGGGGAGCUGCUGGCGGCCGUGCAACACAACUACCGCGGCACCGACAGCCGCCAGGUUGCCGAUGGCGGCGUGUCACAGCGCGGCGUCGGCGUGUCGCAGCCCUGCGUGGACGCGGCGGAGGUGCUGGCGGCCGGCGCGGCGGCGUCCCCGCGGGUGGGGGCCGGGCGGGUGCUGGGCGCGCUGGGUGCCCUGGUGCUGCGCGGCCGCUGCCUGCGCCCCCCGCCCCCCCCCGGCUUCUUCCUCGACUACGUCUUCCACCGCUUCGGCCACGGGGCCCACGGGCUGCCCCCCGAGGGGCUGAGCGCCCUGAUGGAGCAGCUGGGGCUGAGCCCUGGGGAGCAGCCCCCCUCCCCUCCCCCCUCCCUGCCCCCCUCCCCGCCCCCCCAGAGCCGGCCCUGGGACACCCUGUGCCUGGCCCCCCCCGAGCUGCUGGAGGCGCUGGGGCUGCCCGGGGGGGCUGCGCUGAGCCGGGGCGAUUUCCUGCGCCUGAGCCCCGCGCUGCUGCACGGCCAGCGCCACGGAGCAGCUCAGCACCAUCCAGAGGUACGCAGUGGGUUUGGCGGCGGCGCUCGGCCUGAUCCUGUGCCCGCUGCUGGCGCUGGCGCUGUUAUGGUGUCGCCCGUGUCACCGCGCCCGGCGUUGGCUGCAACCGUUGCUGCUGGGCACCGCUGCCGGGGCGCUGAGCGGGGACGCGUUGCUGCAUCUGCUGCCUCAGCUCCUGGGGGUGCACAGCCACGGGGAGGGGUCCCACGAGGAGGGGUCCCCCACCCACGAAGAGGGGGGGGGGAGGAGCCGGCGGCGCCCUGGAAGCUCCUGGGGGUGCUGGGGGGGCUCUUUGCCGCCUUCCUGCUGGAGAAGCUGCUGGGGAUCCUGCUGCACCCCCGGGAGGAGGAUGACCCCCAGGAUGACCCCGACUGUCACCCCCACUGCGACCCCCACUGUCCCCCCCCCCGUGACCCCCCCGUGGGGCAGCAGCAGCAGCAGGCGGGGGCCUGCGGGGAGCCGGGCAAGGUGGAAGAUGCCAACAGCAACCAGGGCCGGCGGGAGCCGCAGAACAAGGGGCUCCUCGCGCUGCCGUGCGUGCUGACGUUGGGCGCCGCCGCCCACAGCCUGGCGGACGGGCUCGCGCUGGGCGUCGCCUUUAGCGCCUCCUGGCGGAGCGGGGCGGCCACGGCGCUGGCGCUGCUUUGCCACGAGCUGCCCCACGCGCUCGGGGACGCGGCGGUGCUGGCGCAGGCGGGGCUGAGCGCGCGGCGGGUGCUGGCGCUGCGGCUGGGCGGCUCCGUGCCCGCGGUCCCGGGGCUCUGCACGGGGUUGGCGCUGGGCACCGCCCGCUCCGCCCGCACCUGGCUGGGGGCCGCCGCCACCGGGCUGCUGCUGCACCUCGGCCUCUGCGACGUGGUGCCAGCCAUGGUGUCGGCGCGGUCCCGGCGCCCCUGGGUGCUGCUGGGGCUGCAGAGCGCCGGGCUGCUGGGGGGCUGGGGGGUGCUGCUGCUCCUGGCGCUCUACGAGGAGAGCAUCCUGCUGUGAGCACCCACGGCACCCACGGCAACACAGCACCCACGGCACCCACAGCACCCACGGCACCCACAGCACCAUCAGCACCACCAGCACCCACGGCAACACAGCACCCACGGCAACACAGCACCCACAGCACCCACAGCACCCACGGCAACACAGCACCCACAGCACCCACAGCACCCACAGCACCCACAGCACCCACAGCACCCACAGCACCAUCAGCACCCACAGCACCCACGGCAACACAGCACCCACAGCAACACAGCACCCACAGCAACACAGCACCCACAGCACCCACAGCACCCACCACACCGCAGCACCACGCCCCAACACCCAGCACCACCCUCUGAGCCGCAGCCCGGCAGCACCCAGCACCGCCCAGCGGCACCCUGAUGCCCCAGUGCCCUCCGGUGUCAGCCAGUGUCACCCAGCAGCACCCAGUACCACUGUGGUAUAAUCCUGGCAUCACCUGGCAGCAGCUGGAGCACCCAGUGUCACCCAGGGCCCUCCAGUGUCCCCAGUGGCACCCAGUGCCCCCAGUGUCACCCAGUGCCCCCAGUGUCACCCAGUGUCCCCAGUGUCACCCAGUGUCACCCAGUGCCCCCGCGGCCGUGAGCAGCUCCAAUAAAGUCCCUGG